AUGCCCGAGGAAGUGCUGCCCUACCACAAAGAAGACAAGAGACUGGCGGCAUCCGAAUAUGAGAAAUACGACCCUAUACGCGAACGCUUCAGCUACGUGAUCGCCCUCCAGGUGUUUCUGCUGUACAUAAUAUACAUCUACUACGAUCACAUCAACGAGUAUCAUCCGCUAUUGGCUGGGGCUCUUCUUGGGGCACAAACGUCAUGUCUGGCACAGUCGUUGAACCAAUUCUACCAGCGUACAAUCAGCAUAUCUAAGCAUAUUAAAUUCUACAUCUACGGGAUUUUCAAUGGAGCAGCUACCACCUUUUGGAUUAGAUUGCUGGUGUCUCAGGUGGACACCAAACUCAUGAGAUUCGUGUACGACCAGACAUUUGGUGGACUCAUGUUUCAGUUCUUGUUCAUCUUGUACAACUGCAUUUGGGAACGGCAGGACCUCCCCCAAGACGGUGAAAAAUUUCCAGCAGAGAUGCACACCAGAGACCCAACACCCCCACAACCACUCCCCAGACCAACAAACAUCCAAUCAUCAUCACCGGGUGAGACGGACUCCAGACUCGAAGCGUUCAAAAAGGAGCCACAAGGGGUGGGAAGCUUCGAGCUUUUUCGUUUAGAUUCUGAAAUUCUUCCGCACAGCAGCUGA
This is a messenger RNA of Ogataea angusta, 642 nucleotides long. RefSeq lists its product as uncharacterized. The transcript has 2 exons. The record is from RefSeq and is a predicted model, not a curated record. Lineage: Eukaryota; Fungi; Ascomycota; Pichiomycetes; Pichiales; Pichiaceae. The coding region runs from base 1 to 642 and encodes 213 amino acids.